Molecule: messenger RNA, 1128 nt
Organism: Cryphonectria parasitica EP155
Lineage: Eukaryota; Fungi; Ascomycota; Sordariomycetes; Diaporthales; Cryphonectriaceae
Exons: 1
Coding region: 1-1128 (375 amino acids)
Biological process (GO): protein import into peroxisome matrix, docking
Cellular component (GO): peroxisomal importomer complex; peroxisomal membrane
Molecular function (GO): signaling receptor binding
Source: RefSeq, a predicted model, not a curated record
AUGGGAGGCUCAGAUGAGGAUAACAAGCAAGCUACCCUGAUCCCAUCAUGGCAGCAAGCAGCUACUCAGCAAACCGAAGGCGUGGUGGACUCCCAGGUGUCUCCCAGCACAGGCACUCUGGAGCAGGCAAAGAGGUUUCUACAAGAUGAGACAGUAAGGGAUGCAAGCAGGGAAAAGAAGAUUGAAUUCUUGAGAUCCAAAGGCCUGGAAGAAGCAGAUAUUCACAGACUCCUCGACACUGCCAGCGAAGCAUUACCACAAACCUCGACGACUAUGACAACUACCACCACCACCACCGAGGCACCGCCACGAGAGACAACAAGCACUGCUCCCCCCAGCAGCAUCGGAGCAACACAACAAUCCACCCCAGAGAUCAAGACAGACCACCCACCAAUAGUCACCUACCCCGAGUUCCUCACCAAACCCCUCAAGCCACCACCACUGAUCACCGCCUCCGGCCUUCUCAACUCCCUCGGCCUAGUAGCCGGCGUCUCGACGCUCGUCUACGGCGCCACAAGACACCUCGUCAGCCCCAUGGUCGAGACCCUGCUCGAGGCGCGGAUGGACUUCCAUCAGAACGCCAACAAGAACCUGACUCGCCUCGUCGAGAAGCUCGAGCAGACCGUGUCCGAGAUCCCCGCCGCUUACCACUCCGUCGGAAAGCCUGCCGGUCCCGGCGUCGACAAGGCCGACGACGAUGCCAGCAGCAGCAGCAGCUAUGACGACCCAUACGAACUCUUUCACCGCGAUAUAGGCGUCCAGACAUCACCACUGCCCUCCAUAUCCCCCUCGUCGCCCGACCGCCUCACCCACACCUCCACGCACGCCGAACAGACGCAGUACCAGGCCGACCGGCUCGCGCGGCUGAGCGUCUCCGUGCGCGGCCUGGCCACAGAUGUCAUACAGCAGGCUGAGGAAAUGGUCGAGACAAAGAGCGUGCUAGAUCAGUUCGGCUCGGACCUGCACGCCCUGACCUACCCACCCGCAUCCUUCGGGGUCGGGAGCAGUUAUUUAUACGGCGCGGCGCGGAGCGAGCCGGAUGAUGAGAUCAAACGGGUGAAGACGAACAUCAGGAGUGUCAAGGGAGUCUUGUUAAGCACAAGAAGUUUUCCGGCCUCGACAAGGUGA